Messenger RNA from Nerophis lumbriciformis (worm pipefish), 912 nucleotides. NCBI's taxonomy places the organism in Eukaryota, Metazoa, Chordata, Actinopteri, Syngnathiformes, Syngnathidae. The record is from RefSeq and is a predicted model, not a curated record.
AUGGGCAGACAAAAGAUCUAUUUGGAAAAACUGUCCAAGACCUUCCAAAUCCGCAACCUACUGCUUCGCCAGGCCCUGGCCGAAUGUCUGGGAACCCUUAUCCUUGUGAUGUUUGGCUGCGGUGCAGUGGCCCAAUUAGUGUUGAGUAGUGGCUCUCAUGGUUUGUUUCUGACCGUCAACUUUGCCUUUGGUUUUGCCGCCACCUUGGGAAUCCUAGUCUGUGGCCAAGUAUCAGGAGGACAUCUGAACCCUGCAGUAACGUUUGCCCUGUGCCUGCUUGGGAGAGAACGCUGGAGAAAGUUUCCCAUGUACUUCCUGUUUCAAACAAUCGGUGGUUUCUUGGGUGCAGCUAUUAUUUUUAGCAUGUACUAUGAUGCCUUGUGGGACCAUCCUGGUGCAUUCAAUGUCACUGGGCCACGUGCUACAGCAGGAAUAUUUGCCACCUAUCCUGGAAAACAUCUCACCAUCGUCAAUGGCUUUUUUGAUCAGAUUAUUGGCACAGCAGCACUGAUCGUUUGCAUCCUGGCCAUUGUCGAUCCCUACAAUAAUCCCAUCCCGCAAGGAUUGGAAGCUUUCACUGUGGGCUUUGUGGUUCUGGUCAUUGGGCUUUCUAUGGGCUUCAACUCAGGCUACGCUGUCAAUCCUGCCAGAGAUCUUGGACCUCGUAUUUUUACUGCCAUGGCUGGGUGGGGAAUCGAAGUAUUCACUGCUAGAAAUGGUUGGUUCCUUGUACCUGUUUUCGCCCCCUUCCUCGGCGCCAUCAUCGGUGUGAUCAUUUACCAAAUGAUGGUUGGCUUCCACGAGGAAGGAGAAGUGCGUGACCGGAGAAUCGCUGAACAGGAGGAAAACUUGCGACUCACUGACGUCGCCGCCAAUGACAAGUCCAAAGAGGCUACCAAACAAGUGCACUGA